Aspergillus wentii DTO 134E9 is the source of this 1035-nucleotide messenger RNA. RefSeq names its product SDR family oxidoreductase. The transcript has 5 exons. The record is from RefSeq and is a predicted model, not a curated record. Bases 1 to 1035 code for a protein of 344 amino acids. Gene Ontology annotation, molecular function: oxidoreductase activity, acting on the CH-OH group of donors, NAD or NADP as acceptor. NCBI's taxonomy places the organism in Eukaryota, Fungi, Ascomycota, Eurotiomycetes, Eurotiales, Aspergillaceae.
AUGACUCGCGUGCUCCUGACAGGUGGAAGUGGCUUCAUUGCCGCCCAUGUCCUCGAGGCUCUUCUAGCCCGCGGCCACUCUGUCGUUACGACUGUUCGCUCCCAGUCCAAGGCUGAAGCAAUCCAGCGAACCCAUCCAGACAUUGGUAAGGAUCGUUUGUCGUUUGCUGUUGUUGAGGAUAUUGCUCAGCCGAAUGCUUUCGAUCGCGCGGUCGUGUCUGAUCCUCCUUUUGAAGCUGUUAUCCAUACUGCUAGCCCAUAUCACUUUCAUGCUAAGGAUGCGAAGGAGCUGUUAGAUCCUGCUAUCAUCGGAACUACUGGCAUUCUCAAGUCCAUCCAGCAACAUGCGCCUCUUGUUAAGCGAGUCGUCGUGACAUCCUCUUUCGCUGCCAUCAACGAUGUCUUUGCAAAAUCAGCCGGCAAGAUCUACUCAGAAGCAGACUGGAGUCCUAUCACAGAAGAACAAGCCAACGACAGUCCUGCGAAUGCAUAUCGCGCCAGCAAAACCUUUGCCGAAAAAGCAGCCUGGGACUUCAUCUCUACUCAGAAACCCCCCUUCACCCUCUCCGUAAUCAACCCCCCUCUCGUCCUCGGCCCCAUCACACCAACCCUCACCUCCCUCUCCACCCUCAACACCUCCAACCAACGCAUCCGCGACCUCAUCUCCGGCGCCGCAAAGGCACACUGCCCACCAACAGGGAACUACCUCUUCGUCGACGUGCGCGACCUCGCCCUCGCGCACGUCCUCGCCGCCGAAAAACCCGAAGCAGCCGGGAAGCGCUUCUUCACCGUCUCGGGCCAUUUCUCGAAUAAAGAGAUUGCGGGGAUUAUCGGCGAGGAGUUUCCUGAGUAUAAGGAGAGACUGCCGACGGGUGAGGCGUUGGUGUCCGGGGAUUAUCCGGCUGAUGGGGUUUAUGGGUUUGAUAAUGGACGGGCGAGGGAGGUAUUGGGGGUGAAGUUUCGGGGGUUGAGGGAGUGUGUUGUUGAUGCUGUUAGGAGUUUGGUGCUGUUGGGGGCGGAUGAGUAUCAGGGGUAG